Messenger RNA from Cuscuta campestris, 1263 nucleotides. NCBI's taxonomy places the organism in Eukaryota, Viridiplantae, Streptophyta, Magnoliopsida, Solanales, Convolvulaceae. The record is from the annotation of a GenBank genome assembly.
GAGUCACACGAACCUCAACGAGUCCUUCAAAGGAAACAGCCCUUCCUUUGAAUCAACCGAGAGAAAUACUUUCUCUCAACGUGUCUAGCAACACAAAUACACUCAAGAACGAGACUCUCUUAUAGAGUAGAUGAUGAGUAAACUAAGUACGCUCAAGAACAACUCAACCUUCACACAAAAUGGCUCUAAAAAGCUAUGGAAAAGAGUGUUGUUUGAAUGCAAUGAAACCUUGAAAGCCCAAGUAGAGUACUUGGCUAAAGAGGUAGCCAAGCUUACGAAGAUGAAACUCAACGAGCUCCAAGGAAGUGACCGUGAAGAAGACGUUAGUUCUAGUGGAACCAUGAAGCCUAAAGCCAAUGAAGGUUCUGACUUCAAAGUUGACAUUCCAACUUUUGAAGGGAAGAACGACCCGGACGAGUUCCUCGAGUGGCUAGAAACAGUGGAACGCGUCUUUGACUUCAAAGAUGUUUCCGACGAAAAGAAGGUCAAGAUAGUGGCCUUAAAGUUCCAGAAGUAUGCAUCAACUUGGUGGACUAAUACAUGCACCAAGAGGAGAAGAAACGACAAGGAACCGGUGUCCACGUGGAUAAAGAUGAGGUCCCUUCUAAAGAAGAAGUUUUUACCCGCCGAAUAUGUUCGUGAGAAUUUAGCUAAGCUUCAAACGCUCAGGCAAGGUUCUAAGUCCGUUGAAGAAUACAACCGGGAGUUUGAAGAGCUCUUGCUGAGGUGUGACUUGCAAGAAGAUGACGAACAAACCUUUGUUCGUUACCUAUUCGACUUAAACCUACAAAUCGCCAACACGGUGGAGUUGCAAAGUUACGACUCUCUUGAAGAACUCACGAAGUUGGCCCUCAAAGAGCUGUACAAGGAAGAUGAAGACUUCAAGGACACUUAUUCUAAGUCCCUCAUUCGGCCAUAUGGAGAUUUUCUUGUCAUAGACGGUUAUCUCUUCCGUGGUAACCAACUGUGCAUCCCGAAAAGCAGCAUGAUCGUUGUGAGUCAUUUAAGGCUGAUUCUUUCCUUGUUUGAAAGUCAACCUCCCACCCAACGAUGGGAAGCAUUUACCCAUCGAUGGGUAGGUGACCGUUGGCUUCAAAACUGAAGGAAAUUUGGCUUACCAGCGAUGGGUGAGUCUAAACAUCGAUGGGAAGCCAAUAUCCUGCAGAUCCCAAAUUUAUUCAAUCCCAUAAAUCAAGCCAAUCACCCCUUUAAUGUAUUGGUCCGUUGGAGCCUAUUUUGGCACUAUAAAAAGGGGUGUUUGGG